Molecule: messenger RNA, 1091 nt
Organism: Marchantia polymorpha subsp. ruderalis
Lineage: Eukaryota; Viridiplantae; Streptophyta; Marchantiopsida; Marchantiales; Marchantiaceae
Source: the annotation of a GenBank genome assembly
GAGAAGCAGCGGGAGGAGGAGAGACGGAGACACGCGCAGAGUUGCAGCGCUGAAUUCCCUCGGUACGAAUCCGGAAAGAAUUUCGAGCGAUCGACACGAUCUUGGAGCUAUGGCUGCCAGAGGAGCAUUGCUGCGCUCGUUUCGAAGAUCCACUUGCCAGAUGACUCGAACUGUUGCUUCUUCUUCCGCGACAACCCGUUCUCACUUGGCUCAAGUCUUGAAGCAUGAUGUUGCUCUUCCACUCGCUCCAUCGUUCUCUGCUACAGACCAUCUACCCUAUGUCGGAUAUCCCCCUGCUUUUCGUCCUCGACUUUUCUCGUCCCAUGCUGCUGGUUCCUCAUCCAAUGUUGUCUUAGUGAGCGAUGACGCACAUUUUCAACAGUCGCUUAAAGAAGUUGAAAGUUCUAAGUCCCUUGGUGUUGUCUACUUCACCGCACAAUGGUGUGGCCCAUGCAAACAGAUAGCUCCAUACAUCGAUGAGCUGAGCCGAGAGUUUGAUGACGUUACUUUUCUGAAAAUUGAUGUCGAUAACUUGAAGUUGGAGGAAACGAUGAAAGACUCAAGAAUAGGAGUUGUGCCGACUUUCCAAUUCCACAAAGGAGGCAAACUUGUUGGUGAACUGACAGGAGCUGUGAAGGAUAAAUUAAAAAACCUCGUUUCUACGUUAAGGGCUAAACCGCAAUGACGAAGUAGAUCAUGGACGCACACAACUGAAAUUGACAAUGUCAGUUUGUGUAGGUCAGUUUAUUUAGAAUUAUGAAUGAUGACAGCAACUUGGGUGACAAAAGCUUCCUAUCUAGGGCCCCUUAGAAAUACACAGUCAACUCUAAUGGAAACUCUAACUGACGUGUAGACUGCAGCUCUGCGCUUGCGAUUAAAAUGUUGCUAACACCGUCUAUCUCUGGUACUGCAAGUGCUUGCGAAGGCAUUUCAGUUCUGUUUUUAGAGAGAAGUCUGAAAUAGAAUCUGGUUGAUACAAAGAAACUUUGUUCAUAUAACCAGAAUGUUGGUUGCUGCUUAAUGCUCCAAGAAAAAUCUCAAAUUCACUUGAUAAACAAUCUCAAAAAACAAAUGCACUGCAUUUGAUGGCC